Molecule: messenger RNA, 300 nt
Organism: Apodemus sylvaticus (European woodmouse)
Lineage: Eukaryota; Metazoa; Chordata; Mammalia; Rodentia; Muridae
Product: 60S ribosomal protein L34-like
Exons: 1
Coding region: 1-300 (99 amino acids)
Biological process (GO): translation
Cellular component (GO): ribosome
Molecular function (GO): structural constituent of ribosome
Source: RefSeq, a predicted model, not a curated record
AUGGUCCAGCGUUUGACAUACUGUUGUAGGCUUUCCUACAAUACAGCCUCUAACAAAACUAGGCUGUCUCGAACCCCUGGCAACAGGAUUGUUUACCUUUACAUCAAGAAGGAUGAGAAGGCACCUAAGUCCGCCUGUGGCGUGUGCCCAGACAUACUGCGAGGGGUUCGUGCUGUGCGACCCAAGGUUGUUAUGAGAUUGCCUAAGACAAAGAAACACGUCAGCAGGGCCUAUGGUGGCUCCAUGUGUGCCAAGUGCGUCCAUGACAGGAUCAAGCGGUCUUUCCUUAUUGAAGAGUAG